AUGGGAGAUACGUGUUGCAACCCUGAUAGCAUGGGUAAGAUUCAGGAAACCAUCAAUGAUGUUUUACCUGGAAUUUACACAUAUUCAAUAAUGAUCGGCAAGGAUGAAAGUGAAGACAAAAAAUCUAGCUUUUUUGGAAACAUAAACGAAGAGGUUAAUAGUGUUUGUGAGAAAUUGAAAGCUGACGAGAAUCUUAAAUACGGUUUCAAUGCCAUUGGAUUUUCUCAAGGUGGUCAAUUCCUUCGCGCAUAUGUCCAACGUUGCAAUGAUCCACCAGUGUAUAACUUGAUAACUUUUGGGUCACCACAUAACGGUGUAUCUGAUAUUCCGGGCUGUGAAAAAAAUGACGGAUGGUGUAGAUUAAUGCGAUCAAUAGCUAGUCAAGGCGCUUAUUCAGGAUAUGUACGGGAUCAUGUAAUCCAAGCACAAUACUUUAAGGAUCCGUUGAGGCUUGAACUUUAUCUCAAGAAAAAUAUCUAUUUACCGGAUAUUAAUAAUGAACUUGAAGUUAAGAAUGAAACUUAUAAAAAGAAUCUGGUGACUCUUAAUAAACUUGUGCUGAUUAGAUUCACUGAAGAUACAACCCUCAAGCCAAGAGAUACUGCUGUAAAAGGAAAUGUUGUACCUGUCCGUGAACAAAAGUUGUACAAAGAAGAUUGGAUCGGAUUAAAAACAUUGGACGAGGCUGAAAAAAUAGUAUUUAAGGAUUGUGAAGGUAGUCAUAUGACCAUUGAGUUGAAUUAUUUUCGGGAAGAGGUCGUCGUUCCUUAUUUAAAUAAUUCUCUUAAUUAUCGGCAGAAACCUUUAUUUGUCAUUCAAACAUAA
Molecule: messenger RNA, 825 nt
Organism: Cetraspora pellucida
Lineage: Eukaryota; Fungi; Glomeromycota; Glomeromycetes; Diversisporales; Gigasporaceae
Source: the annotation of a GenBank genome assembly